Messenger RNA from Glycine soja, 2241 nucleotides. RefSeq lists its product as uncharacterized. Lineage: Eukaryota; Viridiplantae; Streptophyta; Magnoliopsida; Fabales; Fabaceae. The record is from RefSeq and is a predicted model, not a curated record. The transcript has 8 exons. The coding region runs from base 233 to 2074 and encodes 613 amino acids.
GUUUUGUCUUUAUUCUAUUCUACCUUUUAACUUCUCUGUUUUUCAUUACACAUGAUGAUUCCAGUCAUCUCUAUAAGUAAUCAAUCAGUUGACGCCGUCUCAAUCUCCUUUUCUGGCUACACACUUUCUUCAACGGUAAAUCCCUCUCUGCACUUCGUCUCUGUUAGGGAUUAAUCUUUUCCGCGCACCAAACAGCCAAAGUCAAUUUUCUUCUCUCUUCUAAGACACACCAAUGCCAGAGAAGAAGAACAAGAAAGUUUCUUUCACCGAAGAAGAUGCUGUUACGCUCAUGCAGAGGUACGACGCAACUACGGUGUUCACUUUACUUCAGGAAGUGGCGCAUUACCCUCACCCCAAGAUUGAUUGGUGCGAGUUGGUGAAGAAAAGCGCGACUGAGAUUUCUAACGCCAGAGAAUAUCAAAUGCUAUGGCGGCACUUGGCGUAUCGCCAUUCUUUGCCUGAAAUUUUCGAAGAUGGGGAUGAACCUUUGCCUCAUUUCCAGGAUGAUGAUAGUGACCUAGAGUGUGAGCUAGAAGCAUUUCCCCCUGUAAGUGUGGAAUGUGCAUCAGAGGCUGCUGCAUGUGUGAAGGUAAUGAUUGCUUCUCGUACACUGAGUGAAUCUGCCCCUAGUAGCUCAACAAUAGAGGCUCCAUUGACUAUAAAUGUUCCAGUUUGCCAUUCAUCUAGAACUCCUAUUGAAAAUUCACAACCCUCUAAUUUGAUGCAAGGGACAAGCAUUAUUUUUCCAGUUACCGUUCAGAGACAGACACUGCCAACUAUAUCAUUGACAGAUGGUAUAGAAACCAAGGGAAUAGUUGGUGGUAACAUGGCUUCCAAAAGAAAAAGAAAGGCAUGGUCAGAAGAAGAGGACAUGCAGCUACGAGCUGCUGUUCAAAGAUGGGGUGAAGGGAAUUGGGCAACCAUGGCAAAAGGAGACGACUUUCCUAUUAAGAGAAGUGCUACACAGUUGGCUCAGAGGUGGAGCAUUUUACGAAAGAAAGAUGGUUGUACAAAUACAGGAACCAUAACCAGCACACAGUAUACUACUGCUGAACAGCUGGCAACUCGACACUCUUUAUCUUUAGCCCUUGAUAUGCCAUUCAAAAAGUUAACUGCUCCUGGAAUGACUGAUGUUAAGCCAUCCACAUCAGUUAAAAAUCAAGCGCAGAUUAGAAAUACUACAGAGAAGGUAUCCAGUAGUUUAGUACCACCUCAACAGCCAUCUCAACAAGCUUUGUUGGGAUCCUCUGAUUUGCAUGCAAAAUCCAAAUUAGCAGAUGAAAAACCAGUCUUGAAGGGUAAUCUAAUUUCAGAUCAUGUGGUAAAAUCUGCCACAGCAACUUUGGGGACACGAGUUGAUCCCCUUUCAAAUACUAUAUCACAAAUUAAAGUUGCUCAAGUAAAAAAUGCUACAGAUACCAAGCCAGCAGUUAGCUCUUUGACAAAACCAUCCAUUUAUACCAAUUUGCCUUCUGACCCAAAGAACAAACAUGCUACCUCUUUGGCUGAUAAAGGUGCUCAAGUAAAACAUGCCGUGGAUACUAAGCCUGCUGUUAGCUCUUUGAUAAAGCCAUCCAUUUCUACCAAUUUGCCUUCUGACCCAAAGAACAAACAUGUUACCCCUUUGGCUGAUAAAGUUCCAUUGAAGCAAGUUGUUAAUCCCACAAAAGAGUUAAAAGUUUCUGAUCCCAGCACCACACCAAAAGAGAAGGUACAAGAAAAUGAGCCUCCUAAAGUUACCACUGGAAGCCAGGUUGAUAGCAGCCUAGAGAAGGGGAGAUUUGAAAAAGGUCAAGAGACGAGCACACCUCUUGUUAAAAUUAGUUGUGGUGAGGAAGUUUCAAAAGAUAAAGCAAAUCCAGUAGUAGUGUGUGAAGAGCAAGGAAGUGUUAAGAAGGCUACUGAGAAUAACAACAUUGACAAGGGGAGUCAAAAUUUAGAUCAUGACAAGAAGAUAGAUUCUAUUAAUCAAAGUUCAAAUGAUCAAAACGCGAAUGAUAAACAUGUAAAUUUGCCAGUACAAGACGAACUCAGCCUAAGUGCCAAGGUAGUAAAAAGUGAUGGGGAAUGUUGAGUGAUUAGUUUGUGAAGAUGAGUAGAUUAUUUUAUUGAAUUCUAACUUAAAGUUUGGAUGAAAUUUUACGUUAUUUUAGGAAUUUGUAGCACAUUAAUGUGUUGUAAUAUUUUCUUAAAUUCUUCUUUAGUGGUAAAUAUAUUUUGAUGACUUGCAAAUUUCUAUAA